CUUCAAAGAAAAUUAAUAUUAUAGUUGAUAGUGAUAGCAGUGAUGAAGGGAAAGAUAGUUCUGACGAGGAUAAUUCUGUAAAUAAAGAUCUUUUUGCGGAUAAUGUUCCAGUGAUUCCACUAGACCCUAAAGAUGAAAAAAAUUUAAGAAAACGACUUGAUGCUUUAAAAAAUAAGGGAGAAGAAAUGAAACGAGGUGUUGUCUAUCUUGGAAGAAUUCCGCACGGAUUUUAUGAAGAGGAGAUGCGUGCGUAUUUCAGUCAAUUUGGUACUGUCACUCGGUUGAGAUUAUCUCGAAAUAAAAAGACUGGUAAAUCCAAACAUUAUGCAUUUAUUGAAUUCGCAUCUGAAGAAGUAGCGAAAAUAGUUGCGGAGACAAUGAAUAAUUAUAUUUUGUAUGAAAGCAUAUUGCAAUGUAAAAUUGUACCAGAAGAACAGAUCCACGAAAAACUUUGGGUAGGCGCCAACAAGAAAUUUGUCCCAAUGAACUAUAUAAAAAUUGAAGCGCAAAAGCACAAUCGAAAAAGAACCUCCUCUGAAAAAGAGCGUCAAAAUCAACGAUUACUUUUAAAAGAUUCAGAGAGGAGGAAAAAGUUGCAAAAAUUGGGGAUCGAAUAUGACUUUCCUGGAUAUCAAUUGAAACAAAAACCAAAAUCUGAACACGGAAAACACGUUAUUUAUGAAAAAGGUUCUGACUCGGAUUCUAACAAUGAAAAAUAG
Messenger RNA from Ambispora leptoticha, 719 nucleotides. NCBI's taxonomy places the organism in Eukaryota, Fungi, Glomeromycota, Glomeromycetes, Archaeosporales, Ambisporaceae. The record is from the annotation of a GenBank genome assembly.